This is a messenger RNA of Myotis lucifugus (little brown bat), 1385 nucleotides long. RefSeq names its product solute carrier family 16 member 8 (gene SLC16A8). The record is from RefSeq and is a predicted model, not a curated record. The transcript has 4 exons. Bases 1 to 1266 code for a protein of 421 amino acids. Lineage: Eukaryota; Metazoa; Chordata; Mammalia; Chiroptera; Vespertilionidae. Gene Ontology annotation, biological process: monocarboxylic acid transport; transmembrane transport. Gene Ontology annotation, molecular function: monocarboxylic acid transmembrane transporter activity.
AUGGGCACGGGCGGCCCCCGGCGAGGCGAGGGCCCCCCCGACGGCGGCUGGGGCUGGGCGGUGCUGGGCGCCUGCUUCGUGGUCACCGGCUUCGCCUACGGCUUCCCCAAGGCCGUGAGCGUCUUCUUCCGCGCGCUCAUGCGCGACUUCGGCGCGGGCUACAGCGACGCGGCCUGGGUGUCCUCCAUCAUGCUCGCCAUGCUCUACGGCACCGGCCCGGUGUCCAGCGUCCUCGUGGCCCGUUUCGGCUGCCGCCCGGUGAUGCUGGUGGGCGGGCUGCUGGCCUCGGCGGGCAUGGUCCUGGCUUCCUUCGCCCGGCGCCUCCUGGAGCUCUACCUGACGGCGGGGGUGCUCACAGGUGAGGGCCGUGGGGGGACUGGGAGUCCUGCUGCAAGAGCCCCUGUCCUCCGUUUCCCCGCGAGGAGCUGUCCCCCGAGCGCCGCGCCCGCCGGCCCGGCCCGCCGCCGCCUGCUGGACGUGGCCGUGUGCGCCGACCGCGCCUUCGCCGUGUACGCCGUCACCAAGUUCCUGAUGGCGCUGGGGCUCUUCGUGCCCGCCAUCCUGCUGGUGAACUACGCCAAGGACGCGGGCGUGCCCGACGCGGACGCCGCCUUCCUGCUCUCCAUCGUGGGCUUCGUGGACAUCGUGGCGCGGCCGGCGUGCGGGGCCCUGGCCGGCCUGGCGCGCCUGCGGCCGCACGUGGCCGACCUGUUCAGCCUGGCCCUGCUGGCCAACGGGCUCACCGACCUGAGCAGCGCGCGCGCGCGCUCCUACGGCGCCCUGGUCGCCUUCUGCGUGGCGUUCGGCCUCUCCUACGGCAUGGUGGGGGCGCUGCAGUUCGAGGUGCUCAUGGCGGCCGUGGGCGCGCCCCGCUUCCCCAGCGCGCUGGGCCUGGUGCUGCUCAUCGAGGCCGUGGCUGUCCUCAUCGGACCGCCUUCUGCGGGCCACCUGGUGGACGCGCUGAAGAGCUACGAGGUCAUCUUCUACCUGGCGGGCUCCGAGGUGGUCCUGGCCGGGCUCUUCAUGGCUGUGGCCACCAACUGCUGCCUGCGCCGCGCUCAGGACGCCCCGCCCCGCCCCGGCACCGAGGGCGGGGCCAGCGACUCGGAGGACGCUGAGGCCGAAGGGGACUCCGAGCCCCUGCCCACCCCGGAGCCCGGUGUCCCUGAGGCUCUGGAGUUGCUCAGCCCUGGGGCUGGGCCCUCAGAACCCGAGGUGGAGGCAGAACCAGAGCCAGAGCCAGGGCUGGACCCGGAGUCUGUGUAGCGCAGAGGCGUGGGGUGGAGAGCUAGUGACUGCAGACACAGGGCUUCCCUGGCCGAGAGAGGCUGCUCAGGGUGGUCACCCUGGGGAUCAGGUGCAAGCUUCCUCCCUGUCUGCCCCGC